AUGAUCCUCACCACCAUCAUUGCAAACUGCAUUGUCCUGGCUCUGGAACAGCAUCUUCCUGAUGGAGACAAGACACCUCUGUCUGAACGACUGGAAGAGACAGAGCCUUACUUCAUAGCCAUCUUCUGUUUUGAGUCUGGGAUUAAGAUCCUGGCUCUGGGAUUUGCUUUACAUAAGGGCUCCUAUCUGAGGAACGGCUGGAACGUCAUGGACUUUGUGGUCGUGCUCACUGGACCUGUGGUGUUCCCCAACUCUGACCACCAGCAACAGCAGGGAAAGGCUGGAAGUAAUGAUGUGGAGGGCAGCACCUGGAACUGGAUGUACUACAUCCCCCUCAUCAUCAUCGGCUCCUUCUUCAUGCUCAACCUGGUGCUGGGUGUACUCUCAGGUGAAUUUGCCAAAGAGAGAGAACGAGUGGAAAACAGGAGUGAGUUCCUCAAGCUGAGGCGCCAGCAGCAGAUCGAGAGAGAGCUCAACGGAUACUUGGAGUGGAUCUGCAAAGCGGAGGAGGUGAUUUUGGCAGAGGAAGAUGCCACAGGAAAUUUUGACGGCUCGAGGCGACGGCCUACCAUCAAAACCAGAAACAACAAGACUGAGCUGCUAAACCAAGAGGAAGGAGAGGACAACAUGGAAGAUGCAGUGGGUUUUGCACGCUCUAGUAUAAAGAGCGGUAAAGAUGGCACCAAUUACAGUAAAAAAGAACGACGAAUGCGAUUCUUCAUACGCAAGAUCGUGAAGACGCAGGCCUUUUAUUGGACGGUGCUCUGCCUGGUGGGCCUCAACACCAUCUGUGUGGCUGUGGUGCAUUAUGACCAGCCUGAGCUCCUCUCUGACUUUCUCUUCUAUGCAGAGUUUAUCUUCCUUGGUUUGUUCAUGUCUGAGAUGCUGAUCAAGAUGUAUGGUCUGGGCAUUCAGCCCUACUUCCACUCCUCAUUCAACUGCUUCGACUGCGUGGUAAUUGUUGGCAGUAUCUUUGAGGUUGUGUGGGCCACUAUAAAACCAGGCACAUCUUUUGGAAUCAGUGUAUUACGAGCUUUGAGAUUGCUGCGCAUCUUUAAAGUCACCAAGUACUGGGCUCCACUUCGAAAUCUUGUGGUUUCUCUUCUCAACUCCAUGAAGUCCAUCGUCAGUUUACUUUUCCUCCUCUUCCUCUUCAUUGUGGUGUUUGCCCUGUUGGGGAUGCAGCUAUUCGGAGGACAAUUUAACUUUGAAACGGGAACUCCACCUACUAAUUUUGACACAUUUGCUGCAGCAAUUAUGACGGUGUUUCAGAUCCUGACAGGAGAGGACUGGAAUAUGGUGAUGUAUGAUGGCAUUGAGUCCCAAGGAGGAGUAAAUGACAAAGGGAUGGUCUUCUCUAUCUUCUUCAUUGUUCUAACACUCUUUGGUAACUACACGCUGCUGAAUGUCUUCUUGGCCAUUGCUGUUGACAAUCUGGCCAACGCCCAGGAGCUUACCAAGGAUGAAGAAGAACAGGAAGAGGCUGCUAAUCAAAAGACAGCACUACAGAAGGCUAAGGAAGUAGCAGAGGUCAGCCCACUGUCUGCUGCUAAUUUAUCUAUUGCUGCCAAGGAGCAGCAGAAAAACCACACUAAGAUCAAUAAGUCUGUGUGGGAGCAGAGGACAAGUGAGAUUCGGCGGCAAAACCUGAUGACGAGCCGCGAAGCGCUCUACAAUGAGCUCGAGCAGGACGACUGGAAGGUGGGAGGGGAGGGAGAGGAGGUGUCGUAUCCACGGAAAGGACGUGGUGACAUGAAAACCCACCUAGACAGGCCGCUGGUGGUGAACCCACAGGACAAUCGAAACAACAACACCAACAAGACUCAACCUGGUGAGCUGCCUCUGGACCAGCAGUAUCGGCGCCAGGACGUUGACCACUGCCGCCGUGCUGCUCACCACUGCCACCUCCACCACCGUCACCAUCAGAAAGUCUCUGCCAGAGAAACCGGAGAUGCACCUCAGCAAACAGAGACUCACAUGGAGCAUGGUUUCAGUUGCACGUCUCUGGGCAAUAUGGAAGGGAGCGCCGAGCGGCGCCAGGACGAGGAGAAGCACAGCCAUCGGAGCCACCGAGGCCACCGGCACAGAAACAGGGAACACAGGGAGUCAUGCAGCAACUCCCCUCAUCGUAGCGAGGGAGGAGAGGGGAACAACGAGCAGAGACGGUCCAGACAGCAUCGCAGGUCAGCCAGGGAGGGGGAGGAGGGAAGAAGACACCAAUGUGGGGGGGCAGAAGGAGAGGUGGAGAAAAGUGAAGAAGAGGGAGGACGAAAGACUAGACGGCAUCGCCAUGGGAACCAGGAAAGAUGUCGAGGCCAUCGCAGCAGAAAGGAGCACUGCAGCGCCGGCCCUAGCCUCUCUACUACACGACCCAUACAGCAGUAUAACGAGGACCUUGACAACUUCCGCAACAACAGCAAGCUGGCCAGUGCUCAUGAGCACCCUUACACCCUCCCACCUGACCACCCCGACCAUCCUACCCACCUGAACAACCUGCUGAACUACCACGACACUGACACCCACACCCUGCUCCACAGCAUGGACAGCCUGAUCCUGACCAGCAUGGCUAAACCCGACUACACAACAAUAGACAUGCCCCCUGUCUACCCGUACCCCUCUACUAAUGCCAUCUUGCAAGUGAACAAGAACGCCAACACUGACCAGAAGAAGAGCGAGGAAAAGGAGGGCGAGGACGAGGGUGAAGAUGAAGAUGGCCCUAAACGCAUGCCUCCCUUUAGUUCCUGCUUCAUAUUGUCUACCACAAACCCGUGA
Molecule: messenger RNA, 2772 nt
Organism: Nematolebias whitei (Rio pearlfish)
Lineage: Eukaryota; Metazoa; Chordata; Actinopteri; Cyprinodontiformes; Rivulidae
Product: voltage-dependent P/Q-type calcium channel subunit alpha-1A
Exons: 19
Coding region: 1-2772 (923 amino acids)
Biological process (GO): chemical synaptic transmission; calcium ion import across plasma membrane
Cellular component (GO): voltage-gated calcium channel complex; membrane; neuronal cell body
Molecular function (GO): high voltage-gated calcium channel activity
Source: RefSeq, a predicted model, not a curated record